Messenger RNA from Fusarium verticillioides 7600, 207 nucleotides. RefSeq lists its product as hypothetical. Bases 1 to 207 code for a protein of 68 amino acids. Lineage: Eukaryota; Fungi; Ascomycota; Sordariomycetes; Hypocreales; Nectriaceae. The transcript has 2 exons. The record is from RefSeq and is a predicted model, not a curated record.
AUGUUCAACCUGCUCGAAUAUACCGCUGGCGUCUUGCCCGUGACACAUGUCGAUAAGACACGAAAUCAACUGCCAGAGGAUUUUAGCCUCAAGAGUCUCAACGGCAUUGUGCAGGGUGAAUAUGAACUAAUGAUGCGAACGCCAGGCAUGGACCGCCCCGUGGGUGUUCAAGUAAUUGGUCGCCGGUUGGAAGAAGAGAAGUACUAG